Molecule: messenger RNA, 510 nt
Organism: Volvox carteri f. nagariensis
Lineage: Eukaryota; Viridiplantae; Chlorophyta; Chlorophyceae; Chlamydomonadales; Volvocaceae
Exons: 5
Coding region: 1-510 (169 amino acids)
Source: RefSeq, a predicted model, not a curated record
AUGAAGAUUCACGAUGUAUGCCGGCGGCCGGGAGAAAGUGUCGAGAACUGGUCGCUUUACUGGAAGGAGAGCAUGCUGACGGAUACGAAGGCGAGUGUGUCCCUGGCACAUAUUGACACAUGCGCAUCCUGCUUACCGCCCAUCGAACUGGACCUCCCCGACAGCGGGUUUCACUCCCCGGACGCUGCCACCGCCCCCAAAACCCGCCCCACCGUGGCCGACCUCCUCGCUGAAAGCACCGCCGCCCUAGGCUGGCAGCCAGCGGCAUCCCUGAACCGCCUCGAGGGCUUCACGGCGCCCUGGGAGAGGGUUCUGGCGGCCGGCAGGGAGCUGCAGCCAGAGCUGCCGCUGGGAGUGGCAGCGGUUGAGGCAGCUGCGGCUGCGGCCGGGGAUGCUGGCGCUUUGCCCACGUUUGUGGUGGUGCGUGUGGCUCUUAAGGCGGACGGGUGGAAGAUUCAGCAGCCGGGCGACUUCCUCACGGACUCAGAAAGCGACUCGGACGCCGAAUGA